CGCUCGCGGAGCAGGCGCGCGCGCUGCAGGAGCAUGUGCGGCAGCUGCAGACGGACCGCGAUGCGCUGCAGAGCGAGGUGUUCCGCCUCGCGGACGUCGUGCAGCAGACUGCGGCGCACCGCACGGGCCCGGACGCGCUGGACGGCCGGGAGCUGCACCGGCUGCUGAACGAGGCACGCAACACACGGUCGAUUUUCGGCGCGAUAGGGCUGUCGCUGGGCGAUGUGGCGACUAUCAUCCAGCGGGUGGAGAUCGAGAUGGGGCACGAGCGCGCGCCUGGGUAUGAUCCUGUCGAGCGGCUUCGCGUUCUCGCGUUGAGGAUGCAGCAGGAGUCGUUCGAGGGCGAGAGGCGGGACCAUGAACAGGGAUAACGGAAGGCUUGUAUUUGCUAUCUCUUGUACAAUGUAUGUAUCUAUGUAACUUGUAUACGCUCAGCCUGUAGUCUAGAAAUUUAUCCGACCACGAUCUGGAAUCUUGAAUCCGGCUAAACGUCCCUUGUACUGGAUGCUGUUAGACAGAACUCCAUUCCUUCACUUCGGCAGAUUCGUAUGAAUCAUGCAUACAUCAUACAUACAUCACACCAACUCCGUAUCUG
This is a messenger RNA of Mycena citricolor, 595 nucleotides long. NCBI's taxonomy places the organism in Eukaryota, Fungi, Basidiomycota, Agaricomycetes, Agaricales, Mycenaceae. The record is from the annotation of a GenBank genome assembly.